This is a messenger RNA of Lentinula edodes (shiitake mushroom), 598 nucleotides long. RefSeq lists its product as uncharacterized. The coding region runs from base 39 to 422 and encodes 127 amino acids. The transcript has 4 exons. The record is from RefSeq and is a predicted model, not a curated record. NCBI's taxonomy places the organism in Eukaryota, Fungi, Basidiomycota, Agaricomycetes, Agaricales, Omphalotaceae.
GCUUCUCACCACCACCACCAUACGACUGAGCCCACACCAUGACUGAUACCAAGAAGAUUAAAACCGUUCGAAAGUUCCACGACCUCCUGAACGAAGGAAAGCUUGAUGAGGCUCAUGAGCUCUUGGCCGAAGACUUGUCUGCGCACACCACUGCGCAUAUCGCCGCAGGGGCACCCCCGAUGAGUAAGGCAGAGGUUCUUGAAUCUCAUCAAGGCAUUCAUCAAGAGCUGGAAGCUAAGACAACCAUCACCGACGCCAAGGAGGUCGAUGGAAAUGUUAUCGUAGUGGGAAAGUCCACUUUCAAUCACGACACUAUCAAGGAGGUUCCGUUCAAGGCAACUUAUGAAUUCAUCGGGAAUCAGAUUGGCAAAGUCCAUUUCGAGACGGAUCCUAACCACAAAGUUAAAUCCUUCAGCCUCUAGGAGCUCUGCGGGAUCUUUGAAUUGAAUCUGUGGGACCGUGGAUGAAUUUCCCGGUGGUCAGGAAUACAUAUGUAGUCUAUCCGUUGUUUUGAAGAGCACGUAUUUGUUGUUUGUAUGAUAUGGAUGCAAGAAAAGUUGAAGUUGUGUAUUCAAAUAACAUUGACUCGUGAAAAAAA